This is a messenger RNA of Falco peregrinus (peregrine falcon), 4498 nucleotides long. It is a transcript of the gene SLC5A1, whose product is annotated as solute carrier family 5 member 1. Gene Ontology annotation, biological process: transmembrane transport; sodium ion transport. Bases 773 to 2716 code for a protein of 647 amino acids. NCBI's taxonomy places the organism in Eukaryota, Metazoa, Chordata, Aves, Falconiformes, Falconidae. Gene Ontology annotation, molecular function: D-glucose:sodium symporter activity. The transcript has 15 exons. The record is from RefSeq and is a predicted model, not a curated record. Gene Ontology annotation, cellular component: plasma membrane.
UCAGAGGAACAAAUAAAGGGAGAGCAGACCCAAGCUCUGGUGAACUUUGAACUUACUUGAAUGUGAAGCUGAUUAGCUACAAUAGAGAGAACCACCACCACCGCCUAAACAUUCUGGAAUUCGGCACAGUAAGCUCCUGGAUCUCAGUCCUGUGGUGCACAUGCAUCUUUACCUGUAUCCUUGUGAGAGAUGUAAACAGCUUCAAGUUGUAUCCUUCCCAGAAGUGCAGGGCUGUUGCUCCACUGAAUAAUGCUGCUGAGUUGACAGAUGACACAGAAGAUGUCCCAGGUCUGGACCCCUGGGUUUUCCCCAGGUAUCAGGUCACUCACUCCUCCUCACAGAUAAUUGCUUACCAUAAUCGUCUAAAAGAACUACAUCUUCCAUGACUAGAUUUACAGGUACAACCACUUAAAAAAAAAAAAAAAAGUAUUCACACAGUGAGGUAAAUAUGUGGGUUUAUUGCAGCCAAGCCACUCCUUUCCAUGCUCAUUCCUUCUCAGACAUCUGCUCCUGGAUGUUAAAACCCUGAGCACCUUUGGCAGGGGAACUGAACUCUGAAAUCUGCAGCACCUGUAACAGAGGAGCAAUAUUUGGGAAGAAUUUGUUUCCCAAGGAAAAGCAGCAGCUUCAACUUGUGUCCCAUGGGAGACAAGUGAAUCUGAAGUUAUAUAUUAUAUAAGACGUAGGGGAUGACAGCAGUUUAUCAUUAACCUGAACUCUGCAAGAAGCACAUAAGGAGAUAAAGAAGAAGAAAGCCAGAGAAACAGCCAGGAUGGAACCCAACAUAAGGAUCAACAAUCCUGCAGACAUCUCUGUUAUUGUCAUCUAUUUUGUGGUAGUCCUGGCAGUGGGACUAUGGGCUAUGUACUCAACCAACCGUGGGACAGUAGGUGGAUUCUUCCUGGCUGGACGAAGCAUGGUUUGGUGGCCGAUUGGUGCUUCUCUGUUUGCCAGUAACAUUGGCAGUGGACAUUUUGUGGGAAUAGCAGGAACAGCAGCAGCUGGAGGAAUUGCCAUUGGAGGAUAUGAAUGGAAUGCUCUGAUAUUUGUGGUUGUUCUAGGAUGGCUGUUUGUGCCCAUCUACAUCAAAGCUGGGGUGGUGACAAUGCCAGAGUAUCUGAAGAAGCGUUUUGGUGGGAAACGGAUUCAGGUCUACCUGUCAGUCCUUUCUCUGAUCCUGUAUGUUUUCACAAAGAUCUCAGCAGACAUAUUCUCUGGAGCUGUAUUUAUACAGCUGGCCAUAGGGCUGAAUCUUUAUUUGGCCAUAAUCAUCCUGCUUGCUAUUACUGCUCUUUACACCAUCACGGGUGGCCUUGCAGCUGUGAUUUACACUGACACCUUACAAACAUUUAUCAUGGUAGUGGGAUCCUUUAUUCUCAUGGGAUUUGCAUUUGUUGAAGUAGGGGGGUAUGAUGCUUUCAUGAAGAAGUACAUGGAAUCAAUUCCAUCCAAUAUCUCCUAUGGGAAUAUUACAAUUAAUUCAGAAUGCUACACUCCUCGGCAGGAUGCCUUUCACAUCUUCCGAGAUGCCGUCACUGGAGAUUUGCCAUGGCCAGGGCUCGUCUUUGGUUUGAGCAUCAUUGCUUUGUGGUACUGGUGCACCGAUCAGGUUAUUGUCCAAAGAUGUCUCUCUGGCAAGAACAUGUCCCAUGUGAAGGCUGGUUGUAUCAUGUGUGGCUACCUGAAACUCUUGCCCAUGUUUAUUAUAGUGAUGCCUGGAAUGAUCAGCCGAAUUUUGUAUACAGAUGUGGUGGCUUGUGUUGUGCCUGAAGUCUGUCAGCAGUACUGUGGCACUGCAGUUGGCUGUACAAAUAUUGCUUAUCCAAAACUAGUAGUAGAGCUUAUGCCAGAUGGUCUGCGGGGUCUGAUGUUGUCAGUCAUGUUGGCCUCCCUUAUGAGCUCCCUGACUUCCAUUUUUAACAGUGCUAGUACUUUGUUCACUAUGGACAUUUACACCAAAAUUCGGUCGCGACCAUCUGAGAAGGAGCUCAUGUUAGCUGGAAGGGCAUUUAUGUUACUUUUAAUUGGCAUCAGCAUUGCCUGGGUUCCUGUGGUGCAGUCAGCUCAAAGUGGGCAGCUCUUCGAUUAUAUUCAGUCAGUUACUAGCUACCUGGGACCUCCCAUUGCUGCUGUCUUCCUGCUUGCCGUCUUCUGCAAGCGGGUCAAUGAGGAGGGUGCCUUCUGGGGCCUGAUGGUUGGGCUGCUAGCUGGACUCAGUAGGAUGAUUGCAGAGUUUGCCUAUGGAACUGGCAGCUGUGUGAACCCUUCCAACUGCCCAUUCAUCAUCUGUGGGAUUCACUACCUUUAUUUUGCGAUGAUUCUUUUUGGGGUUUCCGCCAUCGUCAUCCUGGGAGUCUCCUUCAUGACUAAGCCCAUUCCUGAUGUACAUCUUUACCGCUUGUGCUGGUCUUUGCGGAACAGCAAAGAAGAACGUAUUGAUCUUGAUGCAGAUGAGGAGCAGGACAAAGCUGAUGAAAAAGAUGAGGAAUCAGUUAAUGAGGAAAGUGAAGAAGAACCGGGAUGCUUUAGGAAAGCGUACAACUGGUUCUGUGGCUUAGAUCAACAAAAAGGACCCAAACUGAGCAAGGAGGAAGAAGAAGCACUGAAGAAGAAAUUGACAGACACAAGCGAAGUGCCACUUUGGAGAAAUGUUGUGAAUAUCAAUGGCAUCAUCCUGUUGGCUGUGGCUGUAUUUUGCCAUGCCUUCUUUGCAUAAACCUCUGAUUACAUUUCUGAAAUUGUACUGUAUUGUCAAGCAAACCCAAUGAUGGGUAGAUUUACAGUUAGAUACACUUAGUAUUUUCAUUGUCUACAUUUGGAAAAAAAUCAGGGUGAUUUUCUCGCUGAUUUUGUGACCAUAAUUUCAACAAUUUAAAGAUGAAGGCUACUGGGAUUUCAAGAGAGAGAAUUUGUGUUUAGAUGUUGAAUCAAUCCGGGGAUAAUUGAAGUUCAGGAUUUCCAUCCAAUAGUCUCUCUACUUGUGAUACAUUUCAUAUUUUAGGUUCAGAACAAGGCUGCAUGAGCCGUAUUUCAUACCAGGGUUUGUGAACUACCUUUUAGGGUUGAUGAUACUAGUUUGAUUUUUAACCCUUCUUCUUCUCUUCAUUCAAAUUCCUUUUUCCUUUGGAUACGAUAAUUUGAUUACAAAACCCCCACAACAACUGAGGGAUCAUAUGAAUGCAAAUUAAAAAAUCACUUUUGUUCCCUCCAAGCAUGAGGUAUCUUACGUAAAGGAUUUAUGUAUAUUUGAUGUAUUUGACACUAUAUCUAACUUAACAUUAUCACUUUUUUCCCCUUUUCCUCGCUUUUCAUUGGAUUGUGUUUCUCAGUAAUCAGCAGAACACUAACCAUCUCAGUUGAUUGCAUUUUGAAAUUAGGGAAAACUUGUCUCAAUGAUCCUAAUAAGAAUUCUGCUUACGAUAGGUUCUCUGUUUAAGGUUAACUUUAAAAGGUCCCCCUCUCUUUAUAUUUUAAUAUGUAUCGUUACUUGAAUGUGAAGCUUUUUUAUACAAAACACAUAUAUUAUAUAUACACACGCAAUAGAUUAUAUAUAUGCACUAUAUAUAUUAUAUAUAUUUGAAAUACAUAUGUAUGUGUGUGUGUAUAUAUAUUUAUUUCUUACUGAUCAAUUCCCAUCUUGGUAUGUCAAAGUGAAUGUCUGCACGCAGUUACUAGGACCUCUUUCUUCCUGGUGGGGUUGGUGUCAAUGUAUCGCCUACGGACUGUACUACAGAACAAUCCACGCACAUGGUUAGAAGUUCAAAGCAUCGGAAUGCCGGGUGUGCAUUUUUCUUUCAAGCACAUUUGAGGGCUCUGUACUGCUUUUCUGCAAAGCUGUCAUCUUUCUUCUGAGGAUUUAAUUGUGAAAUGGAAUUCAUGCUGUGUGACAGUAUGAGUUAACAGUUCAUGAAGGAGAAUAGUCACAGCUGUGGGAUAUCAGCUAAACCAGUCUGAUUGUCUCCACUUGGUAAGUUUGAUACCAGCUGGAGAUACUGGAAAAGAUAGAUUUAACACUUCAAAGCAAAAAGCAAUAGACCUUCUUAUCAUGUAAUUCAGCUUCCUGGGGAACCAAGACACUGCUGUAGUUGAGCUGCACCACAAUUCCUUGUUCCUGUUGCACACCUAUCAUGGGAUGCUGCGUUGUCUCAAAGCAUUUCAGUGCAACUCUACACCAAGAUGCACCAGACUUGCAAUAAGUGCAUUGAAGUACAAAGCCUGUGUAGUCCCUCUGUGUGUGCUACGCCACGCUGCUGCUAGCUCCUGCAGCUUUAAUCACUCACUGCAUCAUUUUCUGACAGUACCUUUUCUUCAUUUGGAUCUAAACCAGAACGCUCUGGAUUCUAGUAGAAUUGCUGCUCUUCAGUGUAAUCCCUGCAGUAUACUGAAAGGUUUUGCUUAGGCCAAAUCAAUACGUAUAAAUACCAGUGCAAAAAUUUUUCUUACAGUGAAAAGAGUGUUUUAAAGACCAUGGUAUUAAUUAUAUUUAAUGGGCUAUGAA